AUGCAGCCUCCUCUCUCGCUCGUCCGCAACAUCUUCCGCCGCAACGGCAACGGCAACAGCAACAACGACAAGAAGAAGAUCGUCUUCAAGCCCUACGACGUGGGCAUCCAGUCGUACACGGCGCGCGGCUCGCUGUGCAACAAGCCGGUGGGCACCGCUGCUCGUGGCGGCGGCGGCGUCGGCAUGUGCAUCUUCGCGAUGCGAUUUCAGAGUUUCGCGAAGGGCGAGCUGGUGCAGGAGUGCGUGGGCCGCGAGUGGUGGGUGCGAGUGGGCUUCGGGGGCGUGGGCUCGGCGGUUGUGGCGUCGGGCGUGAAGUGGGAGGAGGUGGGAACGAGGAAGAAGGCGGCGGUGCCCAGUCGUCGGUGGUGA
Molecule: messenger RNA, 369 nt
Organism: Cyphellophora europaea CBS 101466
Lineage: Eukaryota; Fungi; Ascomycota; Eurotiomycetes; Chaetothyriales; Cyphellophoraceae
Exons: 1
Coding region: 1-369 (122 amino acids)
Source: RefSeq, a predicted model, not a curated record